CAUAUAUAUUUAUCUACAUGCAUACAUACGUCGGAAGAAUUGGCUCGACUUACUACUUCAUCCCGUGCCUUGGUCGUCGUCUAUACAGCGGGAAGAGGGGUAUAUCCGGGCGCUAUAAGCAUAUGAGCGCAUCUGCUCGGCGGCGAGAGGACGCUAUGCACAUUCGUAGAUUGGAGUAUCGGGUAUUCUUUCACUCACUCUCUCUGCUUUCCCUGCUGCUGCUGCUGCUGCCCGCAUUCACGACCAUGCACACAUCCACACACGUUCAGAGACGUACGUAUGUACAUGCAGGAGUGGGCUAUGUGUACAUGCACCAAUACCCACCAACAAGGGACGGGCAGGCUGAGCUAUUAGCAACCCGCAAUAAGAAUAGCUUGGUUCUGUAACUCCGGGCUCUCUCCCGUCUCCUUCCGCUCAUCAUCAUCUCUCCGGCAAGGUCUGCUUGCACGACCAUUUCGAUGGAUCGUGGUACUACAUAGUAGUCGAUGUGGUACUAGUCGUGGCGUGGCGUGGUGGUGGGUUCGCUCAAUACCAAGAGGUCCCCCACCAACCAGCCUCGCAACAAAACCCUUUCAUACCACGUAUCUCUCUCUCUCUCCAUGGGUUUCAAACGGAUGACGACCGUCGUCUCUUUUCCAACAUGCAUCACCGCUAGCUGAGGCAGUUCAGUUUCUGCUGCAAGCCGUCGUGUACACGGAAUGUGGAUGGAUGCAUGCACCGACCAACAAACCACAUGCAUGCAGACCUUCUUCUUCUUCUUCUUGGUCUUCCUUUGUGGCCAAAUAACUAUAGCACGACCGGAUGAGAGAGAGAGAGAGAGAGAGGUUGUUGGUGGGUUGGUUUGGUUGGUUGGUUGGUUGGGGAGUUGAAGAUCAUUGCGAAAGGGAGUAUGUAUGACGAUGGGUGUUUUUGGUGUGUUGAAGGCAUGAUAAGAAAGCCCGACCGAGGACUAAAUCCCAUGGAGAGUGAGUGAGUGAGAGAGAGAGUUGGCUCAAUGUUUCGAUCCAUUCUUCUCUCUGCUCCUGCUACUACCCGGCUUCCCCGAUUCCCGAGAGUUAGAGUCAGCAUAAGUAUGGAUGAAGUGAAUGCUGGAUGGAUGUGCUGGACUGCUACGUUAUGCCGGACGAAGGCUGAAAAUCGAUACCACUCCUCACUCCCACCAGGACGAAAAGUCGUCCUAGGAUUCUCCGCAGUUGGACGGUUUCGAUGUGGCGAUGCUGCUCCCCUCGCCCCACCAAACAUCCAUUCCGCACAACUCUCACUCUCUCUCUCCGAGGAUCGGAUUUGGCCAAAAUCUCAAUUUUCUCUCCUCCUCCGCCUCUCCCGACCAGCUACUUGGCAUCUCAGCACGAUACCCGUACUACCAUCCACCACCACCACCAUCACGAUAUACUCGGCUGCUGGGAACAAACUUUCUCUCUCUCAACAAGUACCAAACUUUCCUCCGUUACGAGAUGGCCAUGCCCUUGAAUUUUUUUUUCAUCCUGGCCCGAUAACAACAACGUAUGUGUAGUUUAGUUAGUAUUCAUAAGUCAUUAAAAUGAUGCUGCUACUGGUCCUCUUUUCAAUAACCAGUUGAGAGACAGCUGCGAAAAGUACGACUUUCACUUUCUCCGCACCCUUCCCAACCACAAAUCGAGAGAGAGAGGAGCUCCGUACGUACGUGAACUAAUAAAUUGAGCUCAUUAGCAAAGGAGUCAAGGAUGGACAGUGGUGUUCUGCAAGUCUCGGCCGUUCUGUUUCUCAUAUUUCUCGUCAUCGUGCCAAAUGGUUGCACCCCAGGCACGAUAAGCUGUUUCGUUUGCUCAUCUCGAAAUGGGAGCUAUCAAGCGUGCGAGGACCCCUUUAAUGCGGGCGUAUCGACGUACGUGGACCGUUGCAAGGUGCCUAGACGAGGACACAUUGGCGAAUUUCCGGCACAUUUUUGUAUAAAAAUCAUUGGAGUAUCAUACAGCACCAACGAAAAAAUUGUGAUACGGAGAUGCACCUCAGAGACGAUGGAUAAGCAAUGUGGCCAGUUUCGCUUUGAGGACGACCUCCUCCGCGGAUGCAUCCUCACCUGCGACAUGGACGGGUGCAACUCGUCCAAUUUGCGGCAGAAUUCGCAACCCCUCCUCUUUUUCACCUGUUUUGUGGCCAUGUAUCUCUUCCUUUCUUUCGGAGCGAGUUCAAUACCUGCCAGCACGUCCUACCCUCAAAUUAGGUCGUCAUUAUCACCGUCUCAGCUCUUAAUUAGGCGUGAAUCAGGCAGUGGUGCGAUGUCACCCACGAAUACAAUGCAGCAAUUAUCAGGGGUUUAUAGCAAGAAAAUGCGAUGCGACCACCACGGGUGCUGAGCUGUGUGUGCUAAAAAAUCACAAUUGAUUUUCUAUAUCGUAGUAAAUUAGUGCGAGUUAGGCAGUUGUUCAAUUUCUAAAUAUUUCGCCGCACCCAUUUUGUUAUUGUAUAUGGCACAAGAACAACCAAUUAACAACCCGAUAAAUACUUGUCCUAAACCCGAUACAAGUAGAUAAGGGUAGAGGUAGAAGAAAUAUCAAAGCAUGGGGAAUUUAUUUGUAAACGAGGACUCGAUUCAGCAUAUUUUUAAUCAAUUCUUCAUUCUGGGGAUUUAUUUUAAAAUUCUGGACGGCAAAUUUGUAGGGCAGGCUUUGCCAAUUGUUCAAAAAUAUUCACUCCAAAUUUUAACGGUUUUUAAAGAAGGUCUCAAGUUUAACAGGCCUUGAGAAAAAUUGAAACUCGUCGAAACUUGCUUAAAAAAUCACCACAAUUCUGUUAAUUAACUUACGCACUAGAACUUUGUCAUCCAGAAUGUUAAGAACAAUUCCAAGAGGCGAGAAAUUAUUUAAAAUGUUCUGAUUUUGACGAUUUUGGCGAUAAGUCAUCGAGUCCUGGACAUGACGAUUCUUUACUAAAACUGGGGAAUUGUAUCAUCGUAUCGUAAAAACAUUCACAAGAGUGAUCAAAAUCAGGUUCCAACAAAUCCAAUGAAAUUAUUCGCUCUGAUAGACUUCCAUUUCAUCAUGAGUUAAGAUGUGAAGCAAAAUUGAGACCAUGAUAAAAAAUACAGUUCAACUUUUAAUUCUAAACUAUUUUAUUUUUUCAAACCCAAACAGCGAUUGUUUUAAAGUUACUUAAGAUUGUCAAUCAGUAUUUAAUAACGAAACAGGUAUAA
Molecule: messenger RNA, 3172 nt
Organism: Folsomia candida
Lineage: Eukaryota; Metazoa; Arthropoda; Collembola; Entomobryomorpha; Isotomidae
Exons: 3
Coding region: 1704-2336 (210 amino acids)
Biological process (GO): positive regulation of voltage-gated potassium channel activity; sleep; regulation of synaptic transmission, cholinergic
Source: RefSeq, a predicted model, not a curated record